CGGCCAACCUGCUGCCUGAGCUCCGAGCGGCGCAGGGGGUAACGGAGGCAGCGGUCCGCGCAUGCGUACUAGGACAGCUACUGCAAUGAAUCAAAGAUCGUCUAAUGACAAGAUGCCUCACUCAGUGAGAGAAGAAGAUUAGAGAAGAUUUGGUUGGAUGGAAACAGAUGGCAGGUGAACCCCUGAAAGAGAAAAAAACAGAAGAAGAGCAAUAAGGUUUUAAAUGGUUCGGGAGCCUCACCAGCCUCGCCUCCCGCCGCCCGUCAGCAAAGAGCAACAACAAAGCAGCCUCUCAGUUUAACGGGGGUCUCUGCGGAGACAAACAAGCAGUCGUGGCUGAGGAGGAGACCAAGUCGGUUGACGACAUGGAGUCCGGUCUCCGCAGCCCCAGCUACGCCCGCUCCAGCGACAUGUACACCCAUGUGGGCACUGUGCCCCGCAACGAGAAGCAGAAGAAGAGCUUUAAGGGUCUGAAGGCAGCGGAGAGCACAGAGGGCCUGAGUUUGAAGGCAGGGGAACAUGUUCGGGACUCCCCUCUGCUCGGUGCUUUGUCCACCCUCAGCUUGACGAGCACAGAGCAGCCUCAGCCGCUUUUGGCUCAGCCGCUGACCGCCGCACCCAGCCGGACCUCACCUUUGACCUCAGCACCUGCUGGCUGCUUUGGAGACUUGUCAGAUGCCCGUGUUGCACAGCGGGACACAACAACUGGCAAGCCUGCAAGGGAGCAUUUACACAUGGUUUCAAAGCAGGAUGUUUACGUGCCAAUGGACCCGAUUUCUGAAAGAGCUCGCAGCCACAUCGAGCCACAAGCUGAGAAGCAGGAAACCACAGAGGCCCCGCAGGAAAUGGAGACUGACGGCAGGUUUAUAAAGGCGACAGACUGCAGUGGAGAAUAUGUGAAAUUCUCCAAGGAGAAGUUCUGGUUGGAGCCGCCUUCCGAAAAACUGAGGAAACUGCUGGAAGAGGAGCUGAGGCUGAGCGGCACCAACCUUAAGAGCCAUGCCUGGUACCAUGGGCCGAUACCCUGGGAGGUGUCGGAGAGUUUGGUGGUGAACGCAGGUGAUUUCCUGCUCAGAGACUCUCGGUCCAGUCAGGGCGGCUUCGUCCUCACCUGCCGCUGGGAGCAGAAAGCCCUUCACUUCCCCAUCAGGAAGAUGGUGCUUGAGUCCGGUGAGAUGCACAGCUGGGUCCAGUACUGCCUGGAAGGAGAGGCCUUUGACUCUGUCCCAGCGCUCGUUCAUUACUACGUAGGCAGCCAGGUGGCUCUGACGCUGUGGAGCAGAGCUCAGAUCAAAAAGCCGGUGAACAGGACGCUGCCGCUCAGUUUCCUGGAAACGGCCUUCAGCGCACCACCCAGCCAGAGACAGCUAAAGGAGGACGGCAUGAGAGACAAGAGGGUCUGUCCGAGCAGUCCGUCCUCACUGCAACACAAAAUCAGUGGAGCUGAUGGGAAACAAGACAGCCGGAUGCUGAGUCCUGCCAGAGAUUCUCCCCACAGUCAUACCUCACAAUCCAGGAGCCCUUGUUGCAUUCGGGCAGCCAGUGUCACACCAUCUACGUCAUCAUCAAACUCGUCAGACGCCCCCCGAUCCUGUCCUUCUUCCAGCAGCACCUUGCUCAGACAGUGCCUGAACAGACCCAACCCUUCCCUGCAGCAGGACUCUGCGUCCCUAAACAAAGAUGGCUGCACAGAGCCGUACCCUCAGAGCUACGUGGAGAGGCUGCAGGCCGAGGAAGGAUCAUUCAGUGCUGUAACGUCCGGUUUGGCGGACGAGAAUGUGCACUUCUCACCAGUUGUGGAGACGGUCUCCUGUUUUAAACCCAGCAUGUACCACUCGCCACUGAUGCCAAAAGACAAUAAGCCACUGGAAGUGGGCAUCCUGCGGAGGGUGAAGGAGCUGAUGGCUGAGGUCGACCCCAGGAUGGCGGCCAAACACAUCACCAAGACUGACUGCAUGGUGGCGAGGAUUUUGGAGGUGACACCGGAGAUGAGAAGAAAGAUGGGAGUGAGUUCUGGGAUGGAGCUGCUAACGCUGCCGCAUGGACAGCAGUUGAGACUGGACCUGCUGGAGAGGUUUCAGACCAUGGCCACCAUGUUGGCUGUAAAUGUGUUGGGCUGCACAGGAACGACGGAGGAGAGGGCCGCCCUGCUGCAUAAAAUCAUCCAGAUCGCAGCUGAACUGAAGACCACCACGGGGAACAUGUUUGGUUUUGCAGCAGUCAUGAGAGCGUUGGAGCUACCGCAGGUGUCUCGACUGGAGCAGACUUGGACAGCGUUACGGCAGCGACACACAGAGGGUGCCAUUUUGUACGAGAAAACCCUGCGGCCGUUUCUGAAGAGCUUGAAUGAUGGACAAGAAAGCUGUCCGCUGUCCAGUACUACCUUCCCUCAUGUCCUCCCCCUCCUCACCCUGCUGGAGAAGAGCUCUGCGGUGGGUGAGGGGACGGAGCCGUGGGAGACGGCAGAGGUUGGGGUGGAGGUUGUCAUGCUCCACCUGGCAGCGGCGAGAACCAUCGCUCAGCUGGGGGGAAUCUAUUGCUCCAACGCUGAGGGACGAUUACAGGGUUUCCAGGAGGAGGGCGAGGUCCGGGAGAUCUUCCUCACCGACUUCCAGAUGAGGCUGCUGUGGGGGAGUCGGGGAGCUGAGGAGAACCAGGUUCUCAGACACUCCAAGUUCGACCAGGUGCUGAGCGCCCUGUCCAACAGGCUGGAACCGCCGACCGCAGGGCGCUGAUCCCAGACCUGCAUUUACAGACCCAGCUUUUAAUGUUCUGUCUGUGACUGACAUCACUUCACCUUAAAUGUAAGGGAUCCUAAUUUUAAAAUGGAAACAUUUAUUUUUAUCUGAGCCUGGCUGACAUAAAUCUGAAGGAAUCUUCUCCCAAACUGUCUGAAUAAGCAGCAUUGUAAAAAAAAUCCAUAACUUAAUUAACUUUUCUUAAAGGUUCAAAUUACAAAUGAUUUUUUUCUUGACAACAUGCUUUAAUGAAAAGGAACAUGAAAUGUUGGGGUGCUUUGUUUGUUUUCUAACAAAUAUUUGGGUUUUAACUCUAAAAUCUUAGAAAUACGCAACUGUCACACUGUAAAGAGUAGUUUGCAUCCUUUUAUCCUUUCUAAGCU
Molecule: messenger RNA, 3121 nt
Organism: Fundulus heteroclitus (mummichog)
Lineage: Eukaryota; Metazoa; Chordata; Actinopteri; Cyprinodontiformes; Fundulidae
Gene: sh2d3cb
Product: SH2 domain containing 3Cb
Exons: 13
Coding region: 366-2735 (789 amino acids)
Biological process (GO): small GTPase-mediated signal transduction; positive regulation of peptidyl-serine phosphorylation
Molecular function (GO): guanyl-nucleotide exchange factor activity; phosphotyrosine residue binding
Source: RefSeq, a predicted model, not a curated record